Molecule: messenger RNA, 357 nt
Organism: Mesorhabditis belari
Lineage: Eukaryota; Metazoa; Nematoda; Chromadorea; Rhabditida; Rhabditidae
Source: the annotation of a GenBank genome assembly
AUGUCUAGUCGAGCAACGUCUCACGAGCUUACUUUCGAAGUGUGCUUGAAACAAAAGCACAUCUUUUGCACAUUGAAAGAGGACUGUACUGUGCUCGGGCUGAAGAAGCAUGUUUCAAAGAUUCUCAAGAUUCCCAUUGCGGAGUUCAUCUUGAUGUCCCAAAGUGAGAACAAUCAAUGGGUGCAUUUGGAAGAUAAGAAAAAGCUUUACUCUUGCGGAUUCACUCCAGCCAAUGCAAAGGUUCAAUACCCAGCCACAAUCGGAGUGGGACGAGUGGGCGACACAGUGCCCGACAUCACCCCGCUCAGCAAGCCUCCACCUGUGCCCGAGAGCAUGAGACAUGAUCAUCAACAGGAU